This is a messenger RNA of Staurois parvus, 312 nucleotides long. The record is from the annotation of a GenBank genome assembly. Lineage: Eukaryota; Metazoa; Chordata; Amphibia; Anura; Ranidae.
GCCACCUGUCAGUGUCCAUCAGUGCCAGCAGUCAGUGCCACGUGCCAGUGCCCAUCAGUGCCACAUCAAUGCCACAUAUCAGUGCAUACCAGUCACCAGUGCCGCCUAUCAGUGCCAGUCAGUGCUGCCUUUCAGUGCCCAUCAGUGAUUCCUGUCAAUGCCCAUCAGUGCAACCUACCAGUGCCUCCUCAUCAGUGCCCAUCAGCGCCACCUAUCAGUGUCCAUCAGUACAGCCUAUCAGUGCCCAUCACUGCAGACUCAUUAGCGCUCAUCAGUGAAGGAGAAAAAUCACUUAUUUACAAAAUUGUAUAA